Molecule: messenger RNA, 2906 nt
Organism: Mugil cephalus (flathead mullet)
Lineage: Eukaryota; Metazoa; Chordata; Actinopteri; Mugiliformes; Mugilidae
Product: D(2)-like dopamine receptor
Exons: 2
Coding region: 640-2370 (576 amino acids)
Biological process (GO): G protein-coupled receptor signaling pathway
Cellular component (GO): membrane
Molecular function (GO): G protein-coupled receptor activity
Source: RefSeq, a predicted model, not a curated record
GUUUAAUAUGUAGGAUGGUCAGGAGCGAAAUGCAUUGUGUUGAUCUAAUCCCAGAUUUGGCAUAGUCCGUGGGCUUACACAUUUGAAGCAAAGAGCAUUUCACACUUUAUCUCCAAACGGGAUUACACAGUGUCAUGCUAUAAUCCUGUAGCAUUGCUCCCUUUAUUUCCUGAGCCAAUUCAACAACUCCCAAGUCAUCCAUCUGGCAUGCUUAAUGCAAAGCUUUUAACCUUUGUGAGGUGCUGCAUUAAAUGAAAUGGACAGCUGUUCAUUGACACAUAAUCAUACGGUAUGCUGGGCAUCACACUGCCGUACCAUCAUCUUUAUUGCAUUUUGGAUUUAAAGCCCAGCUUGGCUCUUUUCAAAGUUGUAUAUCAGGAUGAGAUGAAAGUGAUGUAACCGCCAUUCAAUUACAAGCCCUCUAUUUUUUUUUUUUUUUUCCAGUUGUCUCUGCUGUGAAUACACUGCAGCGUUUUUAAUGAAUCUUAACAGCGAGGAGUCCCAGGUGACCCACUGGCGCUGAGGAGUGAUAAUGAAAAGGGCGGAUACUUUGGCGUAACUUGUCCAAGCUCCAGCUUUGCCCAUUAAUAUCAUUCAUUCAGCGGAGACACGCGGUGACAAGAGACGCGGGUUUGAUGUAUGUUGGGUCAGUGCGGAGAGAAUGAAGACGCCGAAGUAAACUCUUUGAAGCUGGAGAUGGGAAGCGAGCCCUCGCCGGCACGGGAGUCUGGGAACAACACCGUUUGGAAGGAGUACAUCGACAUCACCUUUGUCGUGAUUAACAGUUUGAUUCUGUUAAUCACUGCUGCUGUGGGAAUGGCAGCAAACAUUUUUGUCAUACUGGCAGUGUAUCGCCAAAAAUCGCUGCAAACCUCCAAUAACGCUCUGGUGGUGAAUCUGGCUGUUAUAGACGUUCUGCGAUGCGUAAUCGACUGCCCCCUUCUGUUAACCAUCAAUGUGACCGUGUAUCAAAGAGGACGAGGGGACGACUUGAUCUGCGAGGCACAGUUGGCCUUCUUUGCUUUCAGCUGCUGUGUCCAGUUGUUAACGUUGGCAUGCCUAAGCGCAGAGAGAUACCAGGCCAUUGUGCAACCCUUCAAAGCUAGUCAACGAAAAAGACGGAUUACCGUGCUGAUCCCUGUCACAUGGACCUCGGCUCUUGUGGUGGCUGUUUUUUGUCUGAUGUUUUUGAGGGACUCACCGGUGCACGUGAGAUGCCUCGGACUACAGAAAGAAACCUUAGCUACCUAUGACAGCUUUGGACUUUUCAUGCUGUUCCCGCUGUGGGCGGUUUGCUUCAGUGUCAUCAUUGGAUUCUAUGCUGGCAUAUUUUCCCACGUGAGAUCGCACAAUUGUAAAAUAUUUGACAAAGGAACUUUUCCUGUUCCUAAAACUGACACAACAGAAGAUAAGCAAAAGAAAGAACCAACCACGGUUUUGGAAAAUGAUAAAUCGGAGGAUAACCAAGCGUUGAGUGGAAGCGUUGCUCAGAAACCUCCUGAACCAGAUUCAUCUCUGAAGAAUCUUGCGACUCCUGUGAUAAACUCAGCUAAACCUCCACCGCGUGCCUCUGUCGAUUCAGAGAUUAACAAAGAAAAGAAAAUCACAGUGGAGAAAAGUGACUUAAAAAUGGAGCAACCGCACCCUUUUGGAGUGCAGACUGAGGAGAAACCUGUAAAACCAGAUGGGUCCAUCUUUGGUGCAUCAAGUGGAGACGCAAAUGUCAAGAGCUCAACCUCAAAGAUUCAGACGGUGUUAAGCAAUCCAAGCACAGACGAGCAGUCCAAAGAAAGGCCGACCGCCGACAAAGCAACCAAAGAAGUAGGACCCCACGAUUACUCAUCUACGCAGGCAGGGAAUCCUGAAUCAAAUUCUGUAUUACCGACUGAGCAGACGCAAGCUAACAACAGCAGCAGCAAUGGAGGAGACACGCUGGCUGUUUCUACACCAGGUCAAGAGCCUUCAUUAACUCCAGUCUCAAGCGAUGCCCCAGAAGCUGAAGCUAUAAACCAGCAUGUGGCGGUAGAAGGUGCUGUUUGCAUGAUGCCUUCAAAAGCAAGCAGAGAGAGAGCGAGCAAAAAGAAAGAAAGCAAAUUGGCCAAGCGUGCUGGCUACAUAAUCAUUACUUUCCUUUUAUUUUGGCUACCGCUGAUCACAACUAUCCUGCUGAACAUUCCCAUUAACCAGAGGAAGAAUGCACAGUUAUAUUUUCAGAUACUGAUCAUUGAGGAUGUGGAGAUCCUGUCGGUGUCUAUUGCCUGCAUCACAUCGCUGAGUGACCCAAUAAUAUAUGCCGCGGUGAACCCUCAGUUUCGGACAGAGUUUAAUCGUUUGAAAAACAGUCUUAAAUCCACAUUCAAGAAGGAAUGACCAGGUUACCUAUCUACCGUUCGAGCGCCAUUAGACAGGCAUGAGCACAUUUCUAUUCAUCGUGUAACGGCAAAUUUAAAAGGAUAACAUUUGUCUAGUCAUUGUUCAAAUAUGAACUACAUUAAAAUGCAGUUGUCAAAGUAUUUUGGAGCGUAUGAAGGAGCCCAUUAUUUUAUGUGCCGCUGUGUUAUCUUAGAUUUUAUGCAGGCUGACUUCUCAGCAGUUACUAAACACUGCAGAGCAGGGGCGACGCACGCUGCGAGAUGCGGCCCGAGACCAACGCAAUCAGCUCAGCGGGGGGGCGCGCUGUGCUGCGCUGCGCCGUUCUCUCCGUCAAACAAUCACGAGGCCCGCAUGUCAGUCUCCGGAGACCUCGCAGCCAGGACGCACCGCUGGGCCAGUCAGGUCCUCACAUGUCCUCCAGCAACACCUAAUUAUUAUCUCAUCCUGUUAUAAGUGCUGUUCUCCGUGUAAUCAGGAAAAGCAUUAUGAAAGCCACCUAAUUGAGUUGUAGUAAAAGAAAAAAAAAAAGAAAA